GAUCUAUGUUUAGUUCAAUUUCACAUCCAAAUCUGACUCUUUGGUUGCUACCUUCAACCUUGGCCCUUCACCCACCUUCACAUUCCAUGCCACUGUUUUAGGCAACACCCUUUUGCGUCUUCACAUUCUGUCAACCAGGAUCAAGGGUGGCUGAGAUACAGAGUAAAACGAUAGUGGAAUAUUUGUUAGAACAUGAAGCAUAAAGAUGGAAAACCGAUCAACCUCCCAAACAAGAACCGGAAGGUGACCUUUGUAGCCACCUUAAUUGCUCUAUGUGGCCUUUCUUUCUAUCUGGGAGGAAUCUUUUGUUCUGGAAAGGAUGGGGUUGAGGUCAAAACCAUUCAGAAGACCGUUGAUACUCCUAAGCAAACCUCAGGUUCUCUGCUGAUGAGGCCUAUCAGUUUCCCUGAAUGUGGCUUGGACUAUCAAGACUACACCCCAUGCACAGAUCCAAAGAGGUGGAGAAAAUAUGGCCUGUACCGGCUUACUUUGUUAGAACGCCAUUGCCCUCCAAUCUUUGAGAGGAAAGAAUGCUUGGUUCCUCCACCAGAUGGAUACAAGCCUCCAAUCAGAUGGCCAAAGAGCAGAGAUGAGUGUUGGUACAGGAAUGUGCCGUAUGACUGGAUCAACAAACAGAAGUCUAACCAGCAUUGGCUGAUCAAAGAAGGGGAGAAAUUCCUGUUUCCAGGUGGGGGUACUAUGUUUCCCAAUGGUGUUGGUGAAUAUGUUGACAUGAUGCAAGGACUAAUCCCAGAAAUGAAAGAUGGGACAGUGAGAACUGCCAUUGAUACUGGUUGUGGGGUUGCUAGCUGGGGUGGUGAUUUGUUGGAUCGGGGGAUUCUAACAGUUUCUCUUGCUCCAAGAGAUAACCAUGAAGCUCAAGUUCAGUUUGCUCUAGAGCGUGGUAUCCCAGCUAUUCUUGGUGUCAUUUCUACACAGAGACUUCCUUUCCCGUCAAACUCCUUUGAUAUGGCUCAUUGCUCCAGAUGCCUUAUCCCAUGGACAGAAUUUGGUGGUAUUUAUCUCAUGGAAAUACACCGUAUUCUUCGUCCUGGAGGAUUUUGGGUUUUGUCUGGUCCACCUGUGAACUACGAGCACAGGUGGCGUGGGUGGAAUACAACUGCUGAGGAGCAAAGAUCAGAUUACAAUAAGUUGCAGAAGUUACUCACUUCAAUGUGCUUUAAAUUGUACAAUAAAAAGGAGGACAUUGCUGUAUGGCAGAAGGCUAAAGACAACAGUUGCUAUGACAAGCUUCCUAAAGAGAACUACCCACCAAAGUGUGAUGACAGCGUUGACCCAGAUUCAGGAUGGUACACUCCACUUCGUGCUUGUUUUGUGGUUCCAGAUCCAAAAUAUAAGAAAUCUGUUCUCACACACAUGCCUAAAUGGCCUGAACGGUUGCAUGCUACCCCUGAAAGAAUCGAAACUGCUCAUGGUGCUAGCACAAGUGCUAGUAUUAGUACUUUCAAUCAUGACGAUGGCAAGUGGAAAAAACGCAUUCAGCACUACAAGAAGUUGCUGCCUGAGCUUGGCACUGAUAAAAUAAGAAAUGUUAUGGACAUGAAUACAGUGUAUGGAGCUUUUGCUGCAGCCUUGAUCAAUGAUCCCCUGUGGGUCAUGAAUGUGGUAUCAUCUUAUGGUCUCAACACACUCCCUGUGAUUUAUGAUCGAGGCCUUAUUGGAACCUUCCAUGACUGGUGUGAGGCCUUUUCAACCUAUCCUCGAACCUAUGACCUCCUUCAUCUUGAUGGAUUCUUCACUGCAGAAAGCCACAGAUGUGAAAUGAAGUAUGUGUUGUUGGAGAUGGACCGAAUUUUACGACCUGGUGGCCAUGCUCUCAUUCGAGAGUCCAGUUAUUUUGUGGAUGCCAUUGCUACUAUUGGCAAGGGCAUGAGAUGGCUAUGUCGGAAAGAAAAGACUGAGUAUGGAGUUGACAAAGAGAUGGUUUUGAUAUGCCAGAAAAAGCUAUGGCAAUCAUCCAACAAAGGAUCAAGAUGACAAACUCUGAAACCAGUGCAGAGGUGAGGUGGGUGGCUAGAAUCGUAAAUCCAGAAGCAGAAGCUAAGGGAACGACUUCAGAGCCACCCUCGACAAAACAUUGAUUCAUUCUAUAAUUUAAGUCAAGAAUCGGUCAAUUUCAUAUUUAUGAGAUGAAAAAUUGGUAACUCAAUAAUCUGAUUUAUUAAGUUAAUGAUAUAGAAAAUUUUCAUAUAGAUACUAUUCUUUAGAUGGCGUCAAUUGUAUGAGGUACCUCUCGAAUAUCUAUCUACCUUUUUUUGUUGUUGUGUAAUAUUCAGUGAAGAAAUGGAAGUUUUAAAUCCUACACUUAUACAUGAUUUGGAUUUCCUUACCAGAGAUAAUACAAUGUACUGUAUUAAUAA
This is a messenger RNA of Vigna radiata var. radiata (mung bean), 2381 nucleotides long. RefSeq names its product probable methyltransferase PMT20. The transcript is spliced from 8 exons. The record is from RefSeq and is a predicted model, not a curated record. Gene Ontology annotation, molecular function: methyltransferase activity. Bases 193 to 1998 code for a protein of 601 amino acids. Lineage: Eukaryota; Viridiplantae; Streptophyta; Magnoliopsida; Fabales; Fabaceae. Gene Ontology annotation, cellular component: endosome; trans-Golgi network; cytoplasm.